GUGGGCUGCUCACGAUAGGACACAUAAACGCUUAAUGGCGAAUGAAGAGCAGACAGCCCGGGAGCUGCUUCCAGCCCUGACUCAGCAGAACUCACCCUCUUCCGCGUCCUUUUCUUCUGUAAACCCGGAGUGAGAGUGGGAUCAGACCAGAUCAGUGACUCAAGCUUUUGGGGUCAUGGGGCCCUAAAACCCGAGGAAAGGAUGGCAGAGGAGGUGAUCACCCCCGUGUACUGCACCGGAGUGUCUGCUCAAGUGCAGAAGCAGCGGGCCAAGGAGCUGGGCCUGGGCCGCCACGAAAACGCCAUCAAGUACCUGGGCCAGGAUUAUGAUCAGUUGCGUGCUCAGUGCCUGCAGAGUGGGGCCCUAUUCCGCGAUGAGGCCUUCCCCCCAAUAACCCAGAGCCUGGGCUUCAAGGAGCUGGGCCCCAACUCCUCUAAAACCUAUGGCAUCAAAUGGAAACGUCCUACGGAGCUGCUCUCAAACCCCCAGUUCAUUGUGGAUGGAGCCACCCGCACAGACAUCUGCCAGGGAGCACUGGGGGACUGUUGGCUCCUGGCCGCCAUCGCCUCCCUCACCCUCAACGAUACCCUCUUGCACCGAGUGGUUCCUCACGGUCAGAGCUUCCAGGAUGGUUACGCUGGCAUCUUCCAUUUCCAGCUGUGGCAGUUUGGGGAGUGGGUGGACGUGGUCGUGGACGACUUGCUGCCCACCAAGGACGGGAAGCUGGUGUUCGUGCACUCCGCCCAGGGCAACGAGUUCUGGAGCGCCCUGCUGGAGAAGGCCUACGCCAAGGUGAAUGGAAGCUACGAGGCCCUGUCGGGGGGCAGCACCUCGGAGGGCUUUGAGGACUUCACAGGCGGGGUCACCGAGUGGUAUGAGCUGCGCAAGGCGCCCAGCGACCUCUACCAAAUCAUCCUCAAGGCCCUGGAGCGAGGCUCCCUGCUGGGCUGCUCCAUCGAUAUCUCCAGUGUGCUGGACAUGGAGGCCGUCACCUUCAAGAAGCUGGUGAAGGGCCAUGCCUACUCCUUGACUGGGGCCAAGCAGGUGAACUACCAGGGCCAGAUGGUGAGCCUGAUCCGGAUGCGGAACCCCUGGGGUGAAGUGGAGUGGACGGGAGCCUGGAGUGAUGGCUCCAUGGAGUGGAACAAGGUGGACCCUUAUGAACGGGAGCAGCUCCGGAUCAAGAUGGAGGACGGAGAGUUCUGGAUGUCGUUCCGAGACUUCAUGCGCGAGUUCACGCGGCUGGAGAUCUGCAACCUGACCCCCGACGCGCUCAAGAGCCGCAGCGUCCGCAGCUGGAACACCACGCUGUACGAGGGCACCUGGCGGCGGGGCAGCACCGCGGGGGGCUGCCGGAACUACCCAGCCACCUUCUGGGUGAACCCGCAGUUCAAGAUCCGGCUGGAGGAGGUGGAUGAUGAGAGCGAUGACUAUGGGGGCCGCGAGUCCGGCUGCAGCUUCGUGCUCGCCCUUAUGCAGAAGCACCGCCGGCGCGAGCGCCGUUUCGGCCGCGACAUGGAGACCAUCGGCUUCGCGGUCUAUGAGGUCCCUCCAGAGCUGGUGGGCCGACCGGCCGUGCACCUCAAGCGUGACUUCUUCCUGGCCAACUCGUCGCGGGCGCGCUCCGAGCAGUUCAUCAACCUGCGGGAGGUCAGCACCCGCUUCCGCCUGCCCCCCGGGGAGUACGUGGUGGUCCCCUCCACCUUCGAGCCCAACAAGGAGGGCGACUUCGUGCUGCGCUUCUUCUCGGAGAAGAAGGCCGGGACCCAGGAGCUGGAUGACCAGAUCCAGGCCAACCUGCCAGAUGAGCGCGUGCUCUCAGAGGAGGAGAUUGAUGACAACUUCAAGACCCUCUUCAGACAACUGGCAGGGGAGGACCUGGAGAUCAGCGUCAAGGAGCUGCAAACCAUCCUGAACAGGAUCAUCAGCAAACACAAGGACCUGCGCACCAGCGGCUUCAGCACGGAGUCCUGCCGCAGCAUGGUCAACCUCAUGGACCGCGAUGGCAACGGGAAGCUGGGCCUGGUGGAGUUCAACAUCCUGUGGAACCGCAUCCGCAAUUACCUGGCCAUCUUCAGGCAGUUUGACCUGGACAAGUCGGGCAGCAUGAGUGCCUACGAGAUGCGGAUGGCCAUCGAGGCCGCAGGCUUCAAGCUCAACAAGAAGCUGUAUGAGCUCAUCAUCACACGCUAUUCGGAGCCUGACCUGGCCGUGGACUUUGACAACUUCGUGUGCUGCCUUGUGCGGCUGGAGACCAUGUUCCGGUUUUUCAAAGCUCUGGACACAGAUCUGGAUGGAGUGGUGACCUUUGACUUGUUUAAGUGGUUACAGCUGACCAUGUUUGCAUGAGGGAGCUCGGUCCCCCCGGCUGUCUCCUGGCCCUCUCCUCGUCUGCCACGCCAUGCCUUUGCCCAGCCACAGCAGGCCACGCCAGCUGCAAGUGCCUUCCUCCGAGUGGGAGGCAGCCUCGUCCUCCUGUCCCCUCCCCUCCCUGCUGCCACAGUCAUCAGCUCUGGACAGAGAUGGACUCAGAGGGACUAAGUCCAUGGGCUCAGAUGGACUCCCUGGCCCAGCCAUUACCAUGCUGGGGAGGCAGCUUUUGCCUGUUCUUGCCUCAGGAUGGGGCUCCCGAUAGAGCUGAGAGCCCCGGGCACUGGCAUCUCGAUGUGUCACCUGUCCUCACUCCAGCGGCCACUCUCCUGGCCUCACCUGCUGACUGUCAACCAUAACCACUAGCUCUGCAGCGUCUACCACCUGGAUGUGCCGAGCCCCCUCUCCUAUGCCCUCCCAGGUUCCAAACGCCUGCCCCUUCUCUUGCGGAAGCCAGUGCCCGUCUGCCCACGGCCUGCCUCCCCAUCUUGCCCGGCUGCCGACCAAGAAGCAGGGCCAGGGCCAGGCCUUCCCUCUUGUCCACUUCCUUCCUUUUUUAUAUUGGUGAUAUUAAAAGGGACUCUUCAGGGACUGGUGCACCAGUUAUGGGGGUGCAAGAAGCACCUGGUUGUGGCAUUCAGAGAAACCCCAAAUAAUAAAGGGAAAGACCACACUUCUGUUUCUGGUGUGUG
Molecule: messenger RNA, 3062 nt
Organism: Talpa occidentalis (Iberian mole)
Lineage: Eukaryota; Metazoa; Chordata; Mammalia; Eulipotyphla; Talpidae
Gene: CAPN1
Product: calpain 1
Exons: 22
Coding region: 202-2349 (715 amino acids)
Biological process (GO): proteolysis
Cellular component (GO): cytoplasm
Molecular function (GO): calcium ion binding; calcium-dependent cysteine-type endopeptidase activity
Source: RefSeq, a predicted model, not a curated record